AUGCAUCAAGAGCCUAAUUCCAUCAGUAUGCAACAAGGCAUACCCCCAACCCAACCAAUCGCGGAACCGGAGCCUCUAAAGCGGCCUUCAGAGCCCCCAACACCAACGCAAUCAACAAAACAGACAAUCUCCCCAAAGCAGUCUGCAAAUCUAUCGACAAAACAACUAGGCAAGCAAUCAGUCAACCUAUCCACAAAGCGCACAACACCAAGCCUCAACGACUCAGCCUUUACGCCACUUUCCAUGCAAGCACUAUACUACGCCCCGGAAGGCCCACUCAUCGAGGUCAUAGAGGGGAUCCCAGAGGGAGAAAUAACCGACGUCAACUCCCCAGACACAGAAACAACCGUAAUCCGCAAGAAAGGAACAGACCUCGUCUUCGAUGCAAAAUUCCCAACACCCCACCCCACCUCGCAACAAUACCUCCUAAAAGUCCACACAGCAGCCUUUUGCCAUGAUGAGAUCCGCCUCGCAACAGCCCUAAACCCACCAAUCACAACGCCGCGCAUCCCCCUGCACAGUAUCUGCGGCACGGUAGCUAGCACGCCGCGCGAGCACGACAAACGCGAAGAAGGUCCACGCUUCAGGCUUGGCGACCAGGUCUUCGGGCUUGUCAGCUAUAAGCGCGAUGGCGGCGCGGCCGACUACGUCGUAGCAACGGAGGCCGAGAUGGCGCCGAAGCCGGAUAAUAUUGGUGUUGCGGAGGCGGCGGCCCUGGCGUUGCCGGCGUUGACGGCUUGGCAGGCGCUGUUCCGCUAUGCGGGUCUGGAUCCUGAUGUGCCCCGUGCGCUGAAUACGGAUGAUGAAGAAUUUGGCAGUGGUGGGAAUGGAACGGGGAGGUGGGAAUGGCAGCGGAGGAGGCGUGAGACUGUGCUCGGUAGUGCGGACUAUGGGUAUGGGCAUCGCAAGAGCACUAAUGGGAAUGGGAAUGGGAAUGGGGCUGCGAGUGGCAGGAGCAGUGGGCGGAGUCCGGGUGAUACGGGUGGCGGAGUCGAACAGCGCAGCGAGAUGAUGAACGAUAAUGCCAGUGGUAGUGGGGCCGGAACUGGAAAUGGGAAUGGGAAUGGGAAAUGGGCCUGGCAUUGGAAUCGCCGCGAUACAAUCCUCAACGACAAAGCGAGCGGUGCUGGUUUGGGCGCUGGCUCGGGCAUUGGGAACAUCGACAAGUUGGCUCGCCCUGCCAGCAAAGUCGAUUCAGCUCAACUACCCAAUGCAAAUGGCACCAACACUGCUAAGUCCAACGGCAGUAUUCGCCGAGAAAGCCUCAUCAGUCUAGUCAGCGGAACCCCCAAGGCAACGGGCAAAGCGCCCCGCGCAGCAAGCACCAUUGAUCCAAACCCCAAGAACACAGUCCGCCGCAACAGUCUGAGCACCCUCAUCCGCGGCAACUCCAAAAGCAACAACCCCGGCGGCGCAGCCGGCUCCAAUGCCAGCGGCACAAGCAGCACGCGCCGUGGCAGCCUCUUGAAUCUCGUGGGCGAAGCAAGCCGCAGCCGUCUGGGCAGCAUAAUGGGCAAUCCACCUGCAAGCGAGACGCAAAAGCCAGCGAAUAUCCGAGUCCUCAUUACGAACGCGCGAGACAACGAAAUCGGCCGCAUAGCGGUGCAGAUUCUGCGCGUAGACGCGCUGUUCCCGGCGCCUGUGCGGCCGUGGGUGUGUGUUACGUGCACGCCUGCGGAAACGGAGAUCAUCGAGAACGACUGGAAGGUUGAUGAGAUUAUUGUUGUUCCGCACCUGCCGUCUCCGAGCGAGUGCGAUAUUGCGAGGGUGUUCCGGGCGCGGCGGUGGCAACCUGUUGAUAUUGUGCUUGAUUGUGCUGGGGGUGAGGUUUUCCGGGCAUCGCAUGCUGCUGGGGUUGUUAAGGAUCAUGGGGCUGUUUUGACGGUUGUUGAUUUGAAGGUUGCUAUGCAGUCGCCGCUUGUGCCGGAGAAUGAUGAGCUUGGGGAGAAGAAGAGAGGGAUUCUUAGUCGGUUUGUGCCUGUUAAUCCGGAUGGGCCUGCUAUUGAGCGGAUUGGGGAGUUGGUAGAGGAGGAUCUGAUCAGGGGGAAAGAGGCUAGGGUUGUUAGUCUUGCGAGGGCUGCGGAUCUUCUGGCUGCUGGGGCUGCGGGGACUGCUGGAGGGUUGAGGGGGGACAUGGUUGUGGUCAAGGUGCAAUGA
Penicillium soppii is the source of this 2157-nucleotide messenger RNA. RefSeq lists its product as uncharacterized. NCBI's taxonomy places the organism in Eukaryota, Fungi, Ascomycota, Eurotiomycetes, Eurotiales, Aspergillaceae. The transcript has a single exon. The record is from RefSeq and is a predicted model, not a curated record. The coding region runs from base 1 to 2157 and encodes 718 amino acids.